AUGAAACGCCAUAGCCAGGGCGACGAUGUGGAGCCCAUUGUCUCGUCCUCGCGGCAGCCCGUGCCCAACAUCGUAGCGCCCCAAUCGCCGGAUACAUAUUCCAAUGGCUCCACAGCGCGGCAGGAGCAGGAGAAACGCGAGAUCGCCGGCGAUGAUCAGGAAGAUUUUGGCUACACGCAUACGCUGAUGUAUGGCCGUUAUUCUAGGGAUCUACAACAAUUUGCAGGCGAUGAGGCACGAAGAUUGCGCAAGCUCGCCAAGUUGCGCAAACAGGAGGAUAAGCUCAGGAGUCAGCUGCUGCAGCUGGAGUCCAAUGAUCCGACGAGAUUGCACAGCAUGUCCUCGUGGGCGUGGCACCAUGUCUCCGAUCGCCUGAGCAAGGAUUGGAUCUUUCUAACCACAUGCGCCAUUAUAAUGGCCUUGAUAUCUCUGGCCAUGGACGAAGGCAUACGCUUGUUUGUGGCAGCGCGCUUUUGGUUCUAUAAGGAUAUUACUGCCGAUCCAUUUGCCCAGUAUUUGACUUGGGUCACAAUACCCGUGCUAAUGAUAUUAUUUUCAGCCACUUUUGUGCAUUACUUGGCACCACAAGCUGCAGGUUCUGGCAUACCUGAAAUGAAAACCAUUCUGCGUGGCGUUCCACUGAAGAACUAUCUCACAUUUAAGACGCUGGUGGCCAAGGUUUUGGGCCUAACAUUCGUGUUGGGCAGCGGCAUGCCACUGGGCAAGGAGGGUCCCUAUGUGCACAUCGCCAGCAUUGUGGCGCAUCUUCUAAGCAAGCUGGCAACGCCAUUUCGCAGCAUCUAUCAGAAUGAGUCGCGUAGCACCGAAAUGCUGGCCGCUGCCUGCGCUUUGGGUCUGGGCACCUGCUUUGCGGCGCCCAUCGGAGCUGUGCUUUUCAGCAUUGAGGUGACCACCACAUACUUUGCGGUGCGCAAUUAUUGGCGCGGUUUCUUUGGCUGUGUGGUGGGCGCUUCGGCGGUGCGACUUUUGGCCGUGUGGUUCCAGGGCGCUGACACAGUUACCGCUGUCUAUCCCACCAAUAUCAGCACAGAGUUUCCUUUCGAUUCGCGGGAGCUUGUCUUCUUUGCCUUGACUGGUGCACUCUGCGGCUUGCUGGGCGCCUCCUUUGUCUGGGUGCAUCGUCAGUAUGUGCUCUUCAUACGCUCCAGCAAGAAAUUGAAUAAGUUUCUGCAAAAGAAUCGCCUCAUAUAUCCCGGCCUUCUGGCCCUGCUGAUAUCCACGCUGACCUUCCCCCUGGGCACUGGCCAGUUUCUGGGCGGUGAUCUCAGCACCGAGGAUCAGUUGAUUGAGCUCUUUAGUAACUUUACCUGGACCGAGAAGGAUAUGAGCGCGGAGCAGGCGAACAUUGUCGCCCACUGGCAAACCAAGCACACCAGCAUCUUUGGCAAUCUGAUUAGCUAUACGCUCUUCCAUUACUUCUUCUCCAUCAUUGGCUCCACUAUGGCCGUGCCGCACGGCAUGUUCAUACCAGCUCUGAAGAUUGGCAGCGGCUUUGGUCGUUUGAUUGGCGAAUUUGUGGCCUGGACUUUUCCGCUGGGCGUGCGUUAUGGCGACUGCAUGUCACCCAUUAUGCCGGCGGCGUAUGCUAUUGUGGGCGCUGCUGCCUUUGCCGGCUCGGUGACCCAUUCCAUUUCGGUGGCCGUGGUCGUGUUUGAGAUCACGGGACAAAUUGCGUUUGUGGUGCCCGUGCUUGUGGCUGUGCUGGUGGCCAAUGCGGUUGCCUCGCUGCUGCAGCCGUCCAUGUACGAGAGUGUGAUAAUGAUCAAGAAGCUGCCCUAUCUACCCGAUCUGCUCUACACAAACUCCUCGCUGUACAACAAGUAUGUGGCGGACUUUAUGCUGCGUGAUGUGAAGUACAUUUGGCAGGGCAUCUCCUAUCAGAGCCUCAAGGAUUUGCUGCGGCAGAACAAAAAGCUGCGGUCGCUGCCCUUGGUUGAGAGUCCAGAAAAUAUGAUUCUCCUGGGCUCCGUGCAGCGUCUGGAGUUGGUUAAAUUGAUCGAGGAGCAGGUUGGACGCGAGAAGCGCAUGGAAAUGGCGCAAAGAUGGCGCGAAGAGGAGAUCAAGGAGCAGUCUUCUGUGCGACGCCCGUCACGCUUCGACGUUGUGGCCGCCCAGGACAUGCUGAAUCUGCACCAGCUUAACGCUGACGAAGCCGAGGCGCACAAGUCCAUACUGAAGAAAAACAAUCAGCAGUCCAGCGACUCGCUGAACAGCGUCCACAGCAAUUCUGAGUCCCCGCUGCGCACGGUUCUUCAGUCCAUUUUCAAGAAGUCCUCGGAUCCGGUGCUCGACCUCGAAACUGGUACCAAUGAGCAGCUGCCGCCCGUGGUCAGUCCAUCAAAGCGUGUGCACCUGAUUGGCGAUCGUGUCGUCGACAUGUCACCCGAGGGCAAGAAGCUUUGGGAGCUAGAUCAAUUGGCCAAGCCCAUAGACUUUUACAACUCUGCGGCACGCGUGGAUCCAUCACCCUUUCAGCUGGUGGAACGCACCUCAUUGCUGCGCGUGCACUCCCUGUUCUCCAUGAUGGGCGUUAAUCACGCCUACGUGACCAAUAUUGGUCGCCUUGUGGGCGUGGUGAGCCUUAAGGAGCUCCGCAAAGCCAUUGAGGACAUUAACAAUCAGAGCUUUGAGCCUUCAGCCCGCGAACAUCCGCCAGAUGUAAAGCCCCUGCUCGCAGGCAGCUCCAGUGACGAGGGCGUCAAUAGCACUAUCACAUCCGUAAACUCCAUGUCUGGCGACAUUCGAGCCAAUCUUAUGGGGGCACAAGGAAACGGUGCAGUUAAUCAGGGCGCACACACCAGCGUUUAG
Messenger RNA from Drosophila novamexicana, 2829 nucleotides. Its product is annotated as chloride channel protein 2-like. Gene Ontology annotation, cellular component: membrane. Gene Ontology annotation, biological process: chloride transport; transmembrane transport. Gene Ontology annotation, molecular function: voltage-gated chloride channel activity. The coding region runs from base 1 to 2829 and encodes 942 amino acids. Lineage: Eukaryota; Metazoa; Arthropoda; Insecta; Diptera; Drosophilidae. The record is from RefSeq and is a predicted model, not a curated record. The transcript is spliced from 12 exons.